GAGAUGCCUCAAUAGGGACUGCAUCGCCACAUUUUCUGUAGGCCACCUUCACUGCUCUACUCUUCCUCCAUCUAGCUCUACCCUGUCAGAGAGGAGCAUCUCUGUGCAGCUUCAGAAGGGAACACUCAUCCAAACUUGGAAAAAAUGGGAGACAAAGACACUGUAGAGAAGUUCCUUGACAACAACCCACAGUUUGCUAAGGAAUACUACGAAAAGAAAAUCAAGGCAGAUGUGAUCACUGCUGCCUUCAACAACCAGGUCCAGGUCAAAGACCCAGCCUCUUACAAGGAUGUCUCUACCAUCCAGGAGGCUGAGUUCAUAUUCGAGCUCAUUAAGGAGAUUCAGGGCAACAACCCGAUGGAAAAAGCCCUGCAUAAAAUUCUCCAGAGGAUUGCUCUGCUGAUUCAUGCUGAUCGUUGCAGCUACUUUGGCUACAGGGCUCGUAACGGAACACCUGAGCUAUCCACCAUCCUCUUCGAUGUGACACACAAUUCUCCAUAUGAUAGAAAUAUAGUGAACCCCAAUGUAGAGAUUGUUUUUCCCACUGACAUGGGAAUUGUUGGAUGGACGGCACACUCCAAGAAGCCUCAGAACAUUGCUGAUGUGAAGAAGGAUUCUCAUUUCAGUGACUUUGUGGACAAACAGACCAAAUAUACCACAAAAUGCAUGCUCACUGCUCCCCUUAUGAGUGGAAAGGAACCCAUUGGUGUCAUCAUGGCACUCAACAAACAGGGUGCUGAUGAAUUCUCCAAGAGUGAUCAGGAGCUCUUCAAUAAGUAUGUGAACUUUGCCGCUGUGGUCGUUCUCCAAGCCCACACUGCUUACAUGUGGGAUGUAGAGUCCAGGAGAAGCCAGGUUUUGCUGUGGUCAGCCAGCAAAGUUUUUGAGGAGUUGACGGAUAUCGAGAGGCAGUUUCACAAAGCCUUGUACACAGUGAGGACAUAUAUCAAGUGUGAGAGAUACUCUGUGGGACUCCUGGACAUGACCAAAGACAAGGAAUUCUUCGAUGAGUGGGCAAUCAAACUAGGAGAACAGGAGCCAUACAAGGGCCCAAAGACACCUGAUGGCAGAGAAAUCAACUUCUACAAGAUUAUUGACUACUUGCUGGAAGACAAAGAGGAGAUUAAAGUUAUCCCCGGCCCUCCUGCCGAUCACUGGGCUCUGGUCAGCGGACUCCCCUCAUAUGUGGCUGAGAACGGAUUUAUCUGCAACAUGAUGAAUGCUGCAGCAGAUGAUUACUUUUCAUUUCAGAAAGAAGGAGUGGAUGAAACUGGAUGGAAGAUUAAGAAUGUCCUCUCCCUCCCUAUCGUCAACAAAAAGGAAGAAAUUGUUGGUGUUGCCACUUUCUACAACAGAAAAGACGGCAAACCAUUUGACGAGAAUGAUGAACAAAUUACAGAAGCUCUAACUCAGUUCCUUGGCUGGUCCACUCUGAAUAGCGACACAUAUGACAAACUCAACAGGACAGAGUGGAGCAAAGAAGUUGCACAGGAAAUGCUCAUGUACCAGACAAAGGCAACACCAAAUGAUGUGCAGUCCAUUCUGAACACUCAAGAGAAGUUUGGCUCUGAACCAGAGGACUGUGACCAGAAGGAGAUGUACAAACUGUUGAGAGCCAACAUCCCUGAAGCCAAGAACGUGGAGCUGCUGGAAUUCCGCUUCAGCGACUUCCCCUUGUCAGAGUUUGACCUCAUCAAGUGUGGCAUCCGCUGCUUCUUUGAGCUCGGGGUGGUAGAGAAGUUCAAAGUCCAAGCCGAGACCCUGACAAGAUGGAUGUACACCGUUCGCAGGGGAUACCGUGACAUCACCUACCACAACUGGAGGCAUGGCUUCAAUGUUGGCCAAACUAUGUUCACUCUGCUGCUAACAGGUAAACUGAAGAAGUAUUACUCUGAUCUUGAGGCCUUUGCCAUGGUUUCUGCCGGUUUCUGCCACGAUAUUGAUCACAGAGGAACCAACAAUCUCUACCAGACAAAGAGUGCAUCCCCACUGGCAAAACUGCACAGCAGCUCGGUUAUGGAGCGACAUCAUCUUGAGUACAGUAAGACACUGAUGGAGGAUGAGAAGCUGAAUAUCUUCCAAAACCUUCAGAAGCGUCAGUUUGAGACGGUGCAGCAUCUGUUUGAAGUUUGCAUAAUUGCCACUGAUCUCGCCCUCUAUUUCAAGAAGCGAACAAUGUUCCAAAAAAUUGUGGAAUCUGUAGAGGGGAUUCCAGAGGAGAAAGAGAGAAUCAACUACAUCUCCAACAAUCCAACCAGGAAGGAAAUUAUCAUGGCAAUGAUGAUGACAGCUUGUGACCUGUCAGCCAUUACCAAGCCAUGGGAGGUUCAGAGCAAGGUUGCUCUGAUGGUGGCAGCAGAGUUUUGGGAGCAGGGAGACCUGGAAAGGACAGUUCUUGAGCAGCAGCCUAUUCCAAUGAUGGAUAGAAAUCAUGCUGAUGAGCUGCCCAAGAUGCAGUGCGGUUUCAUUGAUUUUGUGUGCUCCUUUGUGUACAAGGAGUUUGCUCGCUUCCACAAUGAGAUCAGCCCCAUGUUUGAGGGGCUGAACAUCAACAGGGGAGAGUGGAGAGCUCUCGCAGACGUCCACGAAGCCAAGAUGAAGGCUAUUGAAGACGAGAAGAAAAGGCUGGAGGGUGGAGACCAAGAAGGUGAUGAUGGCAAGAAGUCAAAGACAUGUGUUAUCUGCUAGACCUCCAGGACAGCCAAAGUACUUAUGAAUGUUUGUCUGGAUGUCUAUUUGUACAGUGUGUGUAUGUGCAUGUGAGAAAAGUUUGCAGGGAAAGGUUCGCAGAUGAGGGACUUCUAAUGUGCAAAAUCCCUAAAUUAUUAUUUUUAUAUACUGAAAUAUUUAGUGUUUCUGAUACAGAAAGCUAUUUUAAUUAGAACCAGUCUUGAGUAAAUACCACUUGUAUGUAAUAGUAUGAAAACAUUCAUUAAACAUUCCUCUUGUAUACACUAAAAACUCAAAAGAAUAGGGCUUUCAAUCAUUAAGAGCCCACAUGUAUUUUAUUAUAAAUAUUUAUGCCAAAUAUAACAUAAGGAUAUUUAGCUCACUUACUCUGGCUUUGGACAUGAUGAAAUUAAAUCGAGAUGUGAAUAGAAAUAUAUGACUGUAUAUAUGAUGCAGUUGAAUCUGUUAUAUAUACAGUAUAUACAUAUAUAUGAAUAUUUUUGGUACAUAAAUACUACAAUAAAUUGCUCUCAUUUUAUAGAGGAAGAGCUUUAUAAAAAAAAUAAGUAAAUAAAUAAUUGCUUCUCUUUUUUUUGCAAGUAGUGCUUUCAAAAUUUCAAGCAUAUGUCCCUGGCAAAUGGCUGAGAGAUGUAAGAAGAUUUGACUAUAUUGGAUUUGUUAUAAGCCAGUUGGAGCCCCAUGGCUUUCCUUUUUAAGUCCCCUGCUUACAUAAAGUAAAAAUACUGCCACCCUGCUCAGAAGUCAGCAUGUCCAGAGUCCAGUGUCAUUUACAGGACAGGAAGGUGUCAUGUAGAAACACUGUGCAGCACCCAUAGUCUAAAGACACAAUGUACUACUAUACAGGAGAUAUGGCUUUGUUUGAGUGUGAAACAACACAUUAAUUAUGCAAUUUGCUGUGAUUUUGAAAGAGCUGAAAUGUUAAGAUUUAUUUUUCCAAACCCUGUCUUAUAGAUUUUUUAAAAGAGAGCUUUGUGACAUGGGUAGAACAUAUAGCAGGAUAUUGUCAGAUUUGAUUGUAUUUUGGUUUUUGAUGCAAGUAUUUUUUUUGUUUGCUUUCCAACUAUCACAAAUCACAAAUUGGCCUCUGGGAGUUUUACAAUCUGUACAACAUCCUCUAUGCUGGAUUCUGUCAUGAUAUUGACCACAGAAGAACCAACAUAAGAACUCUGAAACUCACCAAAUGCAACCACUGCAGUCAAACAUGACUAUCGUGCAAAUAUUGCUUGAA
Molecule: messenger RNA, 3919 nt
Organism: Thunnus maccoyii (southern bluefin tuna)
Lineage: Eukaryota; Metazoa; Chordata; Actinopteri; Scombriformes; Scombridae
Product: cone cGMP-specific 3',5'-cyclic phosphodiesterase subunit alpha'-like
Exons: 22
Coding region: 145-2688 (847 amino acids)
Biological process (GO): visual perception; signal transduction
Molecular function (GO): protein binding; 3',5'-cyclic-nucleotide phosphodiesterase activity
Source: RefSeq, a predicted model, not a curated record